AAUGAGUGAAGAUUCAAACACCUAGAUAUCAGAAUAUCCGAAUCUCCAAAUAUCCAAAUAUCCAAACAUCAUUCAAGAAUCUAUCGCUUCAAACUCUACACAUCACAUCAAGCGCCAUAGUGUAAAGCUUCACGACCAUCUACACUACGGUCUACUCUUCCCCUCAUCAACUUUAGACCACGCUCUAGGUUAGGUCCUUUCGUAAAGAAGAAGUGCAUUUUUUAGUUCAAGAUUUAGUUGGGGUUCACAAGUUCAUCCUCCGUACAUUCACACCUUAAUACAUUUUACAUUUUACAUGUCACCAAGCUAAGCUUGAUUCCGGAAGGAAAAGCUACGGCGCAAACAUCCAUUUUAGAAGCACCCAGCCCAAAACCAAGUUUACUCCAAUCCAAAGGGAGAAGGGAGGAGAAAAUUAAGUGAAUAUCAACAUUAACACAAUUACCAUUGAAUUAAUAAGAAGAGGAAGAGAGAGGAAGACAUUGCAGAAAAGGGAAAACAGGGCCAGGAAGAGAAAAAUCAAAAAAAGAUCCACCCCUUCCUUCACUCCACAAUCAAGAGGAAACAGAAACAAGACGUAAAAGAAAAGUCUAUCAACAGCUUCUUUUGGAAAUUCAUCCACUAUCAACCACUCGCUAUCAUCUUACAAUCCACCAGGAAAUUGAAGACUCUUACGCCUCUUUUUUUUUCACACAACCCUUCAUACCAUUUCCACCCGGACGCUGCCACUCUUCCUUACCGUACUACACACCAAAAGCAUUACAGCUACAAGGGCCAGCGAGACAAGGCAGAGAAGGGAAGAGAGGAAACGGAGAAGAGGAACAAGAAGAAGGAGAAGAAGAAGAAGAAGAAGAAGAACAUUGUCCUGCUUUCCAUGUUUGAUCUUUUUGAUCUUUUGUCCUGUUCAUCAACAUCAUCAACAUCAGCAUCAGCAUUUAUUUAUUUACAUCCGCCCUCCCACUAGUACUACCGCUACUCCUCCUCUUUCAUCAUCAACCACUAAUUGGGAAAACUACUCCAUCUUUGAAGUUUUGUCUAAUUCGUUUAUUAUUUAUUUAUUUAAUAUUUUAUUAUUUAUUUCCACUUCUAUUUUACUCUUAGCCGUACUCCAUCCUCCAUACUUCCUUCACUCUUCACAUUUAUUUAUUAUUACUUCAUUCUACUUUUACACUUCAGACUUAACUCUACUCCACUCACCCACUUCAAUUACUACCUCGCUCCCUCGCUCCCUCGCUCCCUCGCUCCCUCACGACCUCACGACCUCACUACCUCCAAAAACAUUUCCACCCAUACCUUGACCUUGACCACCUUGACCACCUUGACCACCUUGACACACCUUACCUCAUCCAUUCAAUCUAUUUUUCUACGGCUACGGCUACUCUUACCAAAACCCAGGUCCCAUACACACUCGUUAAAAGCUAACCCGUUCGACCAAUAACCCUUUAAACUUUCCAUAAACCCACCUCCACCACACACUCACACACUCACACUCACACACACAUCACCGCCCAACCUCCUCCGUCGUUUCUAUUCUUCUCUCCCUCCGCGCCUUUUUUUUUUAUUUCUCCAAUCCACUCUCUUAUCCUCCCUUUCCCGACCUCCCCCAUUUCUUAAACCUCGACGAGGUGCAGGGAAAAGAAAAAGUAAAAAAAAACACAGAGGGAAAAUCCUAGAAAGUUCAAACAAAAGGUAUGUACCUCAUUGUUCAAUGCUCAAUGUCCAAUGCUUCCCGCGUCCUUCCAUCCACACUCCUCCAAUUAUACUACCAUCAUAUAGAUUUGCGCAUCGUUUCUUAUUGCAAUUGCUGCAGCGCUGACUGGUGUACCUGCAUUAGAGCUGGCAGAUAUCCUCAAUUUCUUUUUUUGACCGACUCAACAACCUAUCCACAAGUACACAUCACGCCUCUGUCAAACUAAACUCCACCGCACUUUUGCAUCUUCCCUAUCAGUGUCAACGAAUAUUUCACGAGCUUCACGACUUUUACGUUCGCAUCCCUCGAAUUGAAGCACGGAUCAGAUUCCUUCCAAAGAAGCGACAAGCACAAGCAUACAUACCUGCAGGUUCGCGUAACUGCCAACGAUCCUGUCGUGGAGCUUCAGUCGCACCUCAAUUGGAUUAACAAAGCUUCAAGUCCUUUUUGUAACGACUUCUACGAGCCAAACGUCUUCUUUUUCGAGUCAAUUUUUUUUUGAGGUUUUACAAGAUCGUUUUGCUUCUGCUUCUGCGUCUUUGGCAUAUGCAUCUUAUUUCACGAAAGAUAAACGAUCCAUUACAUUUGCGCUCGUUGUAAAAAGCAGUGAUUAUUUUGUUCCUUCACGUCGACGAUAGUCUCUGCCAUUAUACCCAAGCCUCAUUGUUCCUGCUUGGUUCUAGCGACCUUUAACUUGCUUUACAAAAUUUCCCAUCAUAUCCCUAAAGUCAUCUAUCAUCUACCCACACACACGAAUAGACCACAAGUUUUAACUCUUGUUGUCUGAAAGUAAAAAUCAUACCUUUCUUCCCGGAAGACCCUUUAUUGAGUCUGCCAGAUCAUUGUCCGUUUAGGACUUGAUCAUUCCAACCGAAAAACUGGAUCUUCCGUCGAUAUCGCAAGUGCAAACCCGGGGGCCAAACGAAAUACCAUAUUACAACCAUCACGCCGCGCAGCGACCACUGUAUGUGAAUGAAAGGUUGCCCGCUUUGCCUUUGCCACCGCCGCAACAGGCAUAUUCCUCUGGUACUUCGUCUCCCCGGGUUGGCUCACUUAGCUCCCUUGGAUCUUCUUCAAUCUUGAACGGAAGCUCUCAUUCAUCCUAUACCACAGCGAGUUCCUCGAACGGUCCCAAGACCCCUUCCCCUACUCCAGCUAGUAGUGGUUUACCUGUUUCUCUUCCCCAGGGAUCCUACAGCACUCCACCGUCGAACCCAGCAUACUCUUACAGCCAAGAGCCUUAUCAAAACACCAUGAACCACGGUCCCCAAGAUAUGUAUUAUCCUCCACACAUGUCGGCUGGACAACCUCCGCCACCUCAGACUGCUACAUCAGGUGCAUUGAGUCAAUAUCCUCAACAUCAGCCACCAUUACUUCAGCCUGGACCUGCACAUUAUUCACCAGCGCAACAGGCACCAUAUGGCCAAUAUUACGGCAAUGGACUUCAAUCUCCACAGUCAGCUCAAAUCCCGGGUUCAAUGGGUGGCCAAGGUAACGUUCUACCACUUCCAGCGAUGACCACUCAACCUGGUAUGCCAAGCCAAGGUUAUGGUGGACCACAACAAUUUGACCAAACUGGCCAAGUUGCUCCACCUGGAAUGAAGCCCAGAGUGACGGCAACUCUUUGGGAAGAUGAAGGUAGUUUGUGUUUCCAAGUAGAGGCAAAGGGCGUUUGUGUUGCUAGACGUGAAGGUAAGCGCAGCUCUUUCGAUUUGCUAAAUUAUGCUAACAAGUAAGACAACCACAUGAUUAAUGGCACAAAAUUAUUGAAUGUUGCGGGUAUGACUCGUGGAAGACGAGAUGGCAUUCUGAAAAGCGAGAAGAUGAGACAUGUUGUGAAGAUUGGUCCUAUGCAUCUCAAGGGUGUUUGGUAAGUAAUGCUCGUUUUUAUCCAUCCUUGUGCACAUCUGACCAAGUAUCAGGAUUCCUUUCGAGCGUGCAUUGGAUUUUGCAAACAAGGAAAAAAUCACGGAAUUAUUGUAUCCAUUAUUCGUUCACAACAUCGGUGCUCUUUUGUACCACCCAACGAAUCAGACGCGAACGAACGCAGUAAUGGCAGCCGCAGAGCGUCGAAAGAAUGAGCAAAACCAAAUGCGGAAUCCACAAGCACCUGGUUUGCCUUCAUUACACCAACAUCACCAUCACUCAAUGACUAACUCAAUUGGCGCUCCUCUUCCAGGUCCUCAACACUCCCUCGCACCUCAUCCAAAUGUUGGUCGACCUGCUCUCGAAAGAUCACACACGUUCCCUACGCCUCCCACGAGUGCGUCCAGUGUAAUGGGUAGCAUGGAUAAUUCUAAUGGCAACUUCCAAUGGCCAGGGCAAUCUAUGGGCAAUGUGCAAGGUACCAAUCCCCUGUCUAUUGACACUGGAUUAAGUAAUGCUCGCUCAAUGCCAACCACUCCAGCUACUACCCCUCCAGGAACGUCGGUCCAAUCGAUGCAACAGUAUCAACAAACUCAACAACCUUACGACUCAAGACAGAUGUAUUCUCAAGCACCUCCACCUCAAAACGCUUACGCACAAGCCCCACCCUCUCAGCAAAGCAUGCCUCAAUACUCGCAACAGCCAAAUUCAUACAUCAAGAAUGAAAUGGGACCACCAUUAUCGAGAGCACCAGAUGCUGAACCUCAACAUCAUGAACCAAAGGAUUCGAAUGGAAUGAUUCAUCACCAAGGAAACGGUCAAGUUGAAGAAGAACAUGAUCAGGAUCAUGAUGGUGGUGAAUACACUCAUGAUAGCCAGGGCAAUUACGAUUCAAGUCGUCGGCCAUACAAUUAUUCAAACGGUCCCGCUGUAGGAUCAAUAACAGGUGAACAUACUCAUUUGUCACCCGAGAUGACUGGCUCACCAAAUCAUCCAGCUUCCGGUCGAGCAACUCCAAGAACCGCAUCAGCGCCACAGUCAUACUAUGCUCAACAGCAAGGAGGCUACAGUACCCCUCCGAGAAUCCAACCACCUUCGAGUAAUUUGUACAAUGUAGUGAGCCAAGAACGUGGAACAGCUAAUGGAAGUACAGGUGGUGAUGUGUACGCGCCACAAUCAGAUCUUGGAUCUUCAAUGUCUAAUGGUUAUGCUGGCCAGCAAAACAUCAUGAACGGAGCCCCGACGAAUAACAAACGUGGCAGAGAUGAUGAUGAGGACGGUCGACCAUCAAGUAGAGGUCCAGGAAUGGCUGAUGCUGAUGGUUUGAAGAGACGGAAAACAAUUCGUGAGGGAUCCAUUUCUGGUCCAUCUUACAAUGCAGGGCUAAACCGAGCUCAAUCAACCAUUACACAACGACGCCGGUAACUCGGAUCGAUAUUUUGGACGCAUAUUUUACACUUUCUUCCAGUGAUCUGAUUUUUCUAAUCAUGAUCAACUGUCUUUUUCAUUCAUUCUUGGCUCGCGCCAUAAAAGCAUUGUCGGCAAUCAUAAGCACACUCUUUGAAAGAAAAUUUCCUUUUUAUUUUCACGAUUGUCUUUGUAUUCGCCGAACAUAGAUUUGGCAAAUUAUUCGAACCUGGAAUGACGACGAGUUUAUGACUGAAAUUUCUUAGAUGACCUUGAUGCGGAUCAUCGAAACGCCUAACGAAUUACGCUUUGCAAACAUGGGAAAGGAAAUAAUCUGUUGAGAAAUGAUCCCGAAGAUACACAUGCAAGCGGGAUAUUUUUAUUUUUUUGACUUGGGGGUUUUCUUUUACACUCGAGAACAAAAAACGAAACACGCCUAUUAAUGACACUCUAGGCGUCGACAUGAAACAUUUGGGAUCUUGGGCUUUUUUUUGUGUUUUUCAUUCAUGGGAAAGGCUUAAAUGAUUUGUUUUUGUUCAGAUGAAUGACCAAAAUAAUGAAUGGGCCACCUUUCUCUUCGAUUUUUACAACACCGAGAAACCUAUCUCAAUGUCUUUUUUUAUGAUGUCGGGAAGGAUGGAUAGAGAAGGAAAACUGGAUCACUGAACAGGAACCUAAGAGUUUUGUUUAAUGUUUUUAGUUCUUCAUCCUUUAACCGACUUCGGGUUUCUUUGCGUUUUGGUUGAGCUCUUAUUUAGAGCUUGAAUUAUUUACACACAAUUUUAUGAUGAUUUAUGACCUUUUCCUUUUUAUCUUGUUAUUUGUUGCAGUUGUUGGUUUCUUGGAUUUUUGUGGAGAUGAAGAUGGUAUGAAAUUCUAUCUAUGAUGGAUGAUUUUGAUAUAAAUGAAAGGGAUGGAUGGAAGGUGUCGAUGAAAGAGUUAUGAAGCUUGAAUGUUUUGUAACUCAUUUUAAAAUGCAAUCCAAUGGAAUAGGAAUUGAAUGUUGAAUGACUUUAUGAUGAAGAUGGUUGAAUGGUUAGGAUGAUGGUAUGGAUGGAUGGAUGAAAGGGUGAAUGGAUGGGUUGGGGGUAAUAUUGGAAUAUUUGACUGAU
Sclerotinia trifoliorum is the source of this 6072-nucleotide messenger RNA. Lineage: Eukaryota; Fungi; Ascomycota; Leotiomycetes; Helotiales; Sclerotiniaceae. The record is from the annotation of a GenBank genome assembly.